GGUUGGAGGCGGGUGCACGCCGGCGGGGUCUGAAGGACGCGGUCAGUGAUUAGACGGAGGUCGAUGCCGAACGGAGAGUAACGUGGUGGCUGCGGCCUCUGCUUCAGUCCCCGCCGCCGGUGGCUUCUGUGCAACGAACCCCGCCAGUCCCUGACCCGCACCCCCCGCCUCUUGUCCUCUCGGAUGUCUUUUAAACCGUCUCUUACUCCCUCCCAUCUUCAAUCGAUAGUUCACCACGACUUCAGUUCAUCCUUUAAGUUCCAUCCUACUACACUGUCUCGACCAAUGAUAAAAGACCUCAGGGGCGGUAUACUGGAUGCACUGUAUGUCUAAUCAGCAGGCAAAUACCUCCAAACUUAAGGAAAUAGUUUUGUGCAUUCUAUUGUAAGGACCUAAAAUGCCAGAAAACGAGCAAAUACAUUGAGCUAGGUCACAGAUCAGGCACAGUCUGGGACAGGCUUAAGGAGCUAGAUGACCUUCUGCUGGGUGUUGUUCCUAUAUUACUAUAAAUAUCAUGAAGACAUAAACUGCUCUGGCCAGGCCAGACCUGCUUCUUGCCAUUGAGGGAGACGUUCAGAAAGAGAGGAGAGCCACAAUGUUGUCUUGCACACCACCAGCCACAGAAAUGUUCAAGAAGGCUUGUAGAAAACCAAAAAAAGAUGAUCCCAAUAAUUGCAAAAGAGUCAAAUUAGAUUCAGAUGUUACCAGCACUGUUCUCGACUUCCAGAGCCCUGACAGUCUAUUUGAAAGUCUGAUCUCUCCCAUUAGUAAUAAAGAAUUCUUUGGGGAAUAUUGGGAGCAGAAGCCACUGUUAAUUCAGAGGAAUGAUCCUUCAGUAACUGCUUACUACCAAUCAUUAUUUAAGUUUGAUGAUUUAAAGGAAAUCUGCAGCAAUGAUGUGUUCUACAGUCGAGAUAUUAAUUUCUGUCGCUGUAUAAAUGGUAAAAAGAAAGUUUUAAAUAAAGAUGGAAAGGUUAACCAUGCUCAAUUAAAGAAAGACUUUGAACAGAAGAAAGCUACAAUACAAUUUCACCAGCCGCAAAGAUUUAAGGAUGAAUUGUGGAGGAUCCAAGAAACAUUGGAAUGUUUCUUUGGCUCAUUAGUUGGGUCUAAUGUUUACAUCACGCCUCCAGGUUCUCAGGGUCUCCCACCUCAUUAUGACGAUGUUGAGGUCUUUAUUCUACAGCUGGAAGGGGAGAAGCACUGGCGACUUUACAAACCCACUAACCCUUUAGCUCGUGAAUAUAGCACAGAAGCUGAAGACCGAAUUGGAAGUCCAACCCAUGAGUUUAUUUUAAAGCCAGGUGAUUUGUUAUAUUUUCCCAGAGGAACAAUCCACCAAGCAGAUACCCCAGCUGGAGAUUCAUAUUCUACCCACAUUACUAUAAGUACCUACCAAAACAAUACCUGGGGAGAUUAUUUACUAGAUGUGAUUCCUUGGCUAGUGUAUGAUUCGAUGAAAGAAGAUAUUGAACUGUCCAGAGGCCUACCUAGGCAAUAUCUUAUGCAGAUGAAUUCAUCAGCUAAUCCAGUAAAGAAAUUGAGUGGAUUCCUCCGAGGAUUGGCAGAUCAGAUAGAGAAUGGAAAAGAAACCAGAUCAUCAGAAAUGAGAAAGGAUUUUAUUUUAAACAGGUUACCUCCAUAUGCAAGCAAGACAUCGGGUUGUUUAACACAAGCUGGAAAACUGCCCAAACUUGAUGAUCAAAUCAGAUUAAGGUUUAAAGACCAUACUAUGAUUUGCCUUGAACAUGAUCAAGAAAGGAUGGAUGAAUCUCGAGAAAUGAUGGUUUAUGUUUAUCAUUCGCUGAAAAAUAGCCGGGAAAACCACAUGAUGGGGUCUGAAGACAAUGAAGAAGAAGGAUGUUUUCAGGCCCAUGGCUUGAAAUUUCCUUGUUCUCACUUGGAGGCACUGAAACAACUUGGAUUGGUGACACUAUUCUUGUGCGAGAUCUCAAGGUAGACUCUAAUGAAGCAAAAGAAAAUCUUGCAUUGUGUUUGUGGACAGAAAAGUUAAUUGAAGUGCAAUGAACUAUCAUUUGAAUUGGCUCAUUGUGGUUUGAGUGCCUUUUAACUGUGACAUAAACACUUUCAUUUCUAUAGUGUUAAUUUUAUGGAAUGUUCAUCUUGCUGCAAAAAUCCCAAGAUUUUAUGCCACGUCUAGGAAAUAAAAUGAUAUUCAUACA
Molecule: messenger RNA, 2183 nt
Organism: Pristis pectinata (smalltooth sawfish)
Lineage: Eukaryota; Metazoa; Chordata; Chondrichthyes; Rhinopristiformes; Pristidae
Gene: riox2
Product: ribosomal oxygenase 2
Cellular component (GO): nucleolus
Molecular function (GO): histone H3K4 demethylase activity; histone H3K36 demethylase activity
Source: RefSeq, a predicted model, not a curated record